Molecule: messenger RNA, 1801 nt
Organism: Ectocarpus siliculosus
Lineage: Eukaryota; Phaeophyceae; Ectocarpales; Ectocarpaceae
Source: the annotation of a GenBank genome assembly
AUGGCAGGCGUGCUCAUCCCUCGGUCAAUGCCGCAGCUCUCAGCCCUGCCGGCACUGGCGUCGGCAGAACCCUCGUCGUACUGGCUAACCCGCUCGCUCUUCUUGAGGUGCCUCGGAGGCGUUUUUUCGGUGGCGUUUUCGGUGGCUUUGCGGCAGAACCCGGCGCUGAUAGGCGACCAUGGAGUGACGCCCGCGAAGGACUACUUGAAGAGGGUCCUAAGGAACGGUUUUAAGGGCGACCUACGCGCGGCCGCGAAGAGAUUGCCGACGCUGUUCUGGUUGCUUCCGCCCGAGGCUGCUCUCGACCCGUGGCUCAAGCGAACGGCGGUUAUCGGGCUGUCCCUGUCGAUCCUUGUAACGCUGCUGGGUGCUGCCAACCUGCCGAUCAUCCUCGCGCUUUGGGUGCUGUACCACACGCUGGCCAACGUGGGGCAGCACUGGUACGGUUUCGGCUGGGAAAACCAGCUCCUGGAGACGGCGUUCCUCACCGCGUUCGCGGUGCCCCUCCUAUCCCUCCAGCCUUUUCCGGCGACCUGCCCACCUCCCGCUGUCAUCCCCUGGCUGUACAAAUGGCUUGCCUUCCGCAUCAUGUUCGGUGCGUUCGAGCGGAGGGCGGGUCUGAUCAAGAUCAGGGGGGACAAGGUUUGGAAGGACCUCACGGCGAUGGACUACCACUACGAGACGCAGCCGCUGCCGAACCCGAUCUCUUACUUCCUGCACCAAGCGCCCAAGAAGUUUCACAGGUUUGAGACGGCGAUGAACCACAUCGUGGAGCUCGGGGCGUCGUGGCUGCUGCUAGCACCGGUUCGUGCCCUGAGCUUGCUGGCCGGGGGGAUUCAGACCGGUUUCCAGCUCGCCAUCAUCAUCUCUGGUAACCUGUCGUUCCUGAAUUACUUGACAAUCCUCCCCUUCAUCUGGUGCUUCGAUGACAGGGCCUUGGCAUGGCUAUUCCCCGGGGCCGCACGAAGCGUUGCCGAGGCCGCUUCGGUCGGCGUGACGCCGCCAAUCAUUCGCUCGUUCGCGAGCUGGUUUCUGGUGGGGGUGGUGGGGUGUCUCUCCGCGCCGGUGGUGCGAAACAUGGCAUCGAAAAAGCAGUCCAUGAACCGGGCCUUCGAGCCCCUGCGGAUUGUCAACACGUACGGUGCUUUCGGCAGCAUCAGCAAGGCUCGACCGGAGAUCAUCAUCAAGGGGGCGUUGGAAUACGACGGAGAGAACACGGCAUGGCGAGAGUACGAGUUCCGAUCCAAGCCUGGUCCCCUGAGCAGGAGCCUCCCGUGGGUGUCACCGUACCACCGCCGUCUGGACUGGUGCCUCUGGAUAGCGGCUCUGGGCCACCGGCGCUUCAGCGCUUGGUUCCCUCGACUCCUGCUCAAGCUUGUCGACAACGACCGCGAGGUUUCCAAGCUGAUGAAGACCAACCCGUUCUUGGGAAAGGAGCCACCAAAGUACGUCAAGGCGGACAUGUACCGCUACCGGUUCACAAAGUUCGGGUCCGAGGAGAGCAAGAGGGGACAGGUGUGGACGCGAGAGGUGAUCGGCAGCUAUUGGGGGAUGACCAGCAGGGACGGACUCGUCGAAGCCAUUGGCCGAAACAGCUAGCCUAGGCGAAAGGCUUGGGAUUGGCUCGGCCAGAUGUAUGAUUGCCUGCCUGCGACCACCCGUGGUCUGGACGUUGAUGGCGGGACUGCACGCGUUUAUCGGGUGUAGAAAGGUUGUUGUGAGAGUCUAGACAACUGCGUGGUGUUUGUGUCAUCGGGUGCUCCGCAGCAGAAGAUGCGAUAUUUGUUCGACUUGUGGCAUC